Messenger RNA from Cajanus cajan (pigeon pea), 1589 nucleotides. NCBI's taxonomy places the organism in Eukaryota, Viridiplantae, Streptophyta, Magnoliopsida, Fabales, Fabaceae. The record is from RefSeq and is a predicted model, not a curated record.
AUUAAUUUGUAGCAACUAGGUAAUUGUGACACUAAUCUCUUUAGUUCUAUGAGACAGUUUUGGUUGUCUCCAAGAUGAUCGAAGAACACAGUUCGUCACAUGCUUCCGAUGAGCACAAGGCACCACUUCUCCCCGUUCACGAGCCAGUUGAAAGCAGCGUCUCCUUCAGCUUCAAAUCCCUUCUCACACUGAAAAACUUUUAUGUCAUUCUGGGACCUUUGUUGUCCAUUUUCAUAUGCCUCCUCGUGAAGCUCGACGCUCCACCCACAAGCCAGAAAAUGCUUGGUGUCAUUGCAUGGCUCUUCGCUUGGUGGCUCACGGAGGCCGUGCCACUUGCCGUCACCUCCAUGUGUCCCUUGUUUCUCUUCCCUCUCUUUGGGAUUGCUUCAUCUGAUACCGUCGCCCACUCUUACAUGGACGACGUCGUCACGCUCGUUUUGGGAAGCUUCAUUCUCGCUCUCGCCGUUGAACGCUAUAAUGUGCAUCGGAGAUUGGCCUUGAACGUAACGUUGCUGUUUUGUGGGGAUCCGAUGAGUCCCGCGUUGUUUUUGUUGGGGUGGUGUGUGACGAUAUUCUUGGUGAGCAUGUGGCUGCUGAACAUGCCAACGGCGGUGAUGAUGAUGUCAGUGGCGACGGGGAUCGUGGAGCGGCUAUCGACGGUGCAGGAGCAAUCGGAGGCUAUAAACAAGUUCUGCAAGGCUGUGAUUCUGACGGUGGUGUUUGCGACACCCAUUGGAGGGAUAAGCACUCUUACGGGGACGGGUGUGAACUUGAUAAUAGUCGGAAUGUGGAAGAGCCUCUUCCCUGAGGCAAAGCCAAUCAGCUUCAACACGUGGUUCUUCUUUGGUUUCCCUGUGGCUAUUCUCAUCCUCCUUUGUUUUUGGUGCAUUAUUUGCGUCCUCUAUGUGCCAAAAGGCUCUGCUCGUGCUUUGUCUCCUUACUUGGACAAAACUCACUUGAAAAGGGACCUCGAAGCUCUUGGUCCCAUGGCUUUUGCUGAGAAAAUGGUGUUAUCUAUGUUUGGGCCAAAUGGUAAAUUAAUGCAGUUGUUGAUCAUACUAUGGAUGACAAGAAGAAUCACAGAUGACAUUCCUGGAUGGGGAGUUUUAUUCCAUGGCCUUGUUGGUGAUGGAAGUGUCAGUAUAGCCAGGACUAUGCAUGUGCAUCCUCUUCUUCUUAUGAUCCCUGGUGGAAUAGCAACCGAGUUUGCUUUCUGGCUUCCAACUUCAACACCAUCAAAUGCACUUGGGUUUGCCACUGGACACAUAGAAAUUAAAGAUAUGCUCAAAGUUGGUGUGCCACUCAAGGUUGUUGGGAUUGUUGUCUUGUCUCUUCUCAUGCCAUCACUAGGAACUAUUGUUUUUGGAACUGAUACUUUUACUCAAUAAUUAACCAAGGAAAACUUUUGUGGGAAAUUCAUUUCUUCCCCAAACUCCCCUUUGUUUUAUAAAUUUUGGAUGGGUCUUUUACCAUUCAUGGAAUCCAGUUUAUUUAGGGGAACAAAAUUUAAAUAUUAUGUAAUGACCUUAUGCUAUAUCUAAGUAAUGAAGAAUAAUGUGUGCAAGUAUCAAGAGACAAAAGGAGAAGAC